AUGUCGAGGAGAUCUGUGAAAAACGCCGACGAAGGUUCCACUUCUUCCCGUUCGACGAACACAGGCACCAUUCGUUGUAAAGUGCACAAAGCCCCUUGUUUGAUCAAUACAUCUCGCACUAGCUUAAAUCCUGGAAGAAUGUUCUUCUCGUGUCCAUAUUGGAAGAGUUGUCAUUUUUUCCGAUGGGUUGAUGACGAGCCGGAUAGUGACUCAAGGGUUGAUGGAUUGAUUGAAGAGAAUCAUGAACUUAAAUUGAAGCUUGGUGAUAUGGAAGCUCUAGAAGGCCGUGUUCGUAAAGCAGAAGAGAAGGCCAGGAAACGGAAAGAAGAAAAGGCUGCGAUUUUAGAGGACUUGGCAAAGCUUGCCGAACUGAAAUUCUGCUAUUUGUCUCGAACUGCGAAAGAUGAGACAUACAGUUUAUGGCCUUCAAAAUAG
Molecule: messenger RNA, 435 nt
Organism: Linum trigynum
Lineage: Eukaryota; Viridiplantae; Streptophyta; Magnoliopsida; Malpighiales; Linaceae
Source: the annotation of a GenBank genome assembly